Messenger RNA from Microthlaspi erraticum, 1356 nucleotides. Lineage: Eukaryota; Viridiplantae; Streptophyta; Magnoliopsida; Brassicales; Brassicaceae. The record is from the annotation of a GenBank genome assembly.
AUGAUGGAUUCUUCUUCACCAUCAAUAAAAAUCAUCUCAAAAUGCUUCGUCAAACCCAAAACCAUCCCAGAAGAAUCAAAGAAACCCUACUAUUUAUCCCCAUGGGACUAUGCAAUGCUUUCUGUUCACUACAUCCAAAAAGGUCUCCUCUUUCACAAGCCUAUCCACUCCAUUGACACUUUGCUCCAGAAGCUGAGAGAUUCUCUCGCCAUCACGCUCGUUCAUUUCUACCCUCUUGCCGGCCGCCUCUCGACGCUAGCAACGGAAAACCCCAAAUCAUACUCUGUUUUUGUGGAUUGUAACAAUAGUACUGGUGCUGGAUUCAUCUACGCGACCUUGGAUCUAUCUAUAGAAGACAUUGUUGGCCCCAAGUAUGUUCCUUUGAUUGUUCACUCUUUGUUUGACCAUCAUAGAGCUGUGAAUCAUGAUGGAGUCACCAAGAGCCUCUUAUCAGUCCAGGUAACAGAAUUGGUAGAUGGAAUUUUCAUAGGACUUUCGAUGAACCACGCGAUGGGAGACGGUACUUCGUUCUGGAAGUUUUUUAAGUCUUGGUCCGAGAUAUUUCAAGCAGAGGAGAGUAACAAAAACGGUGACUUGUGUCUCAAGAAUCCACCAGUCUUACAACGUUAUAUCCCUCAAGGAUACGGUCCACUCUUCCGCCUUUCCUAUAGCCAUCCUGAUGAGUUUAUCAGACCCUACGAUUCUCCGAUUCUCAAGGAGAGGAUCUUCUGUUUCUCAUCAGAAACAAUAAGAACGCUUAAGGCAAAGAUUAACAAAGUAUGCGGAACAACCUCCAUCUCAUCUUUCCAAUCCCUCACCGCGGUUAUAUGGAGAUGCAUAACUAGGGCAAGAAACUUACCCCUCGAACAAGAAACAAGUUGUAGACUUUCUGCUGACUAUAGAGCUAGGAUGUAUCCACCGCUUCCCAAGGAUUACUUGGGGAAUUGUGUCUCUGCUGUGAGAACGGCUGCAAAAGCCGGUGAGCUGAUGGAGAAUGAUAUUGGAUGGGCGGCUUUGAAAGUGCAUCAAGUCGUAGCUGAACUAACUAGUGAAAAGGUAUCUCAACUGAUUGAUCAGUGGUUGAAGUCUCCUUUCAUUUACCAUAUUGAUCGGCUUUUCGAACCGAUGAGUGUUAUGAUGGGAAGUUCGCCGAGGUUCGACAAGUAUGGCUGUGAGUUUGGGAUGGGAAAAGCAUUGACGCUUAGAAGUGGUUACGCGCACAAGUUUGAUGGGAAGGUCACGGCUUACCCAGGAAGAGAAGGUGGGGGAAGCAUAGAUUUGGAGGUGUGUCUUGUUCCAGAGUUUAUGGAAGCUUUAGAAUCAGAUGAAGAGUUCAUGGCUCUUGUUUCUUCUUGA